GAGCCGCGGCGCGGAGCAAACUUAUCGACAUUGCAGGUCGACAUGGAUCAGCAGCAACUACUACAACACAUCAUCUUCUCUCCACAAACACUGCUCACUCUGCUCCUCUGCUUCCUCUCCUUCCUGCUACUACGAUACUACCACAAGCAGCCGGACCAAGGCCGCCGCCGGCUCCCUCCUUCGCCUCCAGGGAGGUUCCCCAUCAUAGGCCACCUGCACCUGGUGAGCCCCGAAUCCCCCCACGUGUCCCUGGCCGAGCUCUCCAAGAAGCACGCGGGGCCCGACGGGCUCCUUCUCCUGGACCUGGGCCAGGCGCGCACCCUCGUGGUCUCCUCCCCGCGCGGCGCGGAGGCCGUCCUGCGCGCGCACGACCACGCCUUCGCCUCGCGCCCGCCUUCCGCGGUAGCCGACGUACUCUUCAGCGGCGCCUCCGACGUCGCGUUCGCGCCCUACGGCGAGCGCUGGCGCCAGGCCCGGAGGCUCGUCACCACGCACCUGCUCAGCGCCGGCAAGGUGCGCGCCCUGGCCGGCGCCCGCGGCGAGGAGGUGGCCCUGGUGCUCGCCAAGGUCCGGGCCGCGGCCGGCUCCGGACAGGCCGUGGACCUGAGCGAGCUGCUGGGCGCCUAUGCCAACGACGCCGUGUGCCGCGCCGUGUCCGGCAAGUCCUUCCGGGAGGAGCGCCGGAACGAGCUGUUCUGGGAGCUCAUCGCCGGGAACGCAGCCGUGUUGGCCGGGUUCGGCAUGCAGGACUUCUUCCCGGGGCUGGCCAGGGUGCGCCUGCUCCGGAGGCUCUUGCUGGCUAGGACCAUCGGGCUCAAGAAGAGGUGGCACGAGCUGCUCGACAAGAUUAUAGACGACCACGCAGCCAAGCUAUCUUCUUCUUCAUCGCGGAAACAGCAUGAGCGACACGACGAGGAGCAGGAAGAUCAGGAGAGAGACUUUGUAGAUGUUCUCCUCUCUCUCCAGCACGAGUACAAUCUUACGAGAGACAACAUCAAGGGCAUCUUGAUCGACAUGUUUGCGGCGGGCACAGACACGUCAUACAUUGUCAUGGAGUUCGUCAUGGCGGAGCUCAUGCGGAAGCCACACGCCAUGGCCAAGCUCCAAGCUGAGGUGAGGGGCCAAACGCCCAAGGAUCAACAUACGGUGAAAGAGGAGGACUUGAGCGGCAUGGCGUACCUGAAGGCUGUCGUGAAGGAGACACUCCGGCUGCACCCGCCGGUGCCGCUCCUCCUCCCGCGCGUCGCCAUCUCCAGCUGCGACGACGUCAAUGGAUACGCUGUCCCGGCGGGGACACAUGUCGUCGUCAACACGUGGGUUCUGGGAAGAGAUGCACAGUCUUGGGGGGAGAACGCAGAGGAGUUCAAGCCGGAGAGGUUCAUGUUGGACGGUGGCAGCGAGGUCGACUACAAGGGGAGGGAUUUCCAGUUCCUGCCGUUCGGAGCCGGGCGGAGGAUCUGCCCCGGGUUGGGUUUCGGGAUGGCCUCCGUGGAGACGAUGCUCGCCAACCUUGUCUACUGCUUCAAUUGGGAGCUCCCCCGUGGGAUCCGUGAGGAGGACAUAGACAUGGCCGACGUGUUUGGGCUGACCAUGCGUCGGAAGGAGAAGCUUCUUCUUGUCCCAACGAUACCACCGGAUCUCGAGCAUGAUGCUUGCGGUAGGUCAGCUUAAGUUCUUGCCCAACGUCUUGCGCCGGCGUUGCUAGAGAACACGUGUCUAGCCAACAGAGAUAAUUAAUCACUCCGUUCUAUAGGACGAAGUAUGAUGCAAGUACUCAACACUAUAAAACUUCGCACGCUAAUAUGUACGAGUGUACUUGAAUCGAACAUUUUGUAAUUUAUAGUAAAUUUCAUAAAGCACGUAAUUUUGUGCAAUUGGCACAAAACCACCGGUUGACGUCAA
This is a messenger RNA of Brachypodium distachyon (stiff brome), 1902 nucleotides long. RefSeq names its product indole-2-monooxygenase. The transcript has 2 exons. Gene Ontology annotation, molecular function: iron ion binding; oxidoreductase activity, acting on paired donors, with incorporation or reduction of molecular oxygen; monooxygenase activity. Lineage: Eukaryota; Viridiplantae; Streptophyta; Magnoliopsida; Poales; Poaceae. The coding region runs from base 43 to 1671 and encodes 542 amino acids. The record is from RefSeq and is a predicted model, not a curated record.